AUGGAGAACGCUAAUGCAAGGAAUGUAGAUGAGUCAGAAUCUUCUAAUGCCAGAAUGGAUCGGUUAGAAAGAAUGGUGGAAGCCUUAACUGGGUUGGUGAGACAACAGCAAGAGCAAAACCAACAACAACAGAGACAACCUUUUCCACCACCUCCUCCACCACCUGUUCAAGUGGAACCGAUCAAUUAUGAUGACAUCAUCACUCUGACACAGAAAUACAAGAAAUUGAAACCGCCAGAAUUUGCAGGAGGUAUUGAGCCAUUACAAGCAGAGGCAUGGGUACUUGAGACUGAGAAAAUUUUUGAAGUGUUUCCAUGUAAUGAUACAUAUAAAGUUCUAUUAGCCACAUUCACUUUGAAGGAAGAAGCGAGAAGAUGGUGGAUGCUCAUUCGAGAUAUGAACAGGGACUUGACAUGGGAUCGAUUCAAAGGAAUGUUUUAUGAAAAGUAUUUUCCACAAUGCAUGCGAGAUAGAAAAGUAUCCGAAUUUGAGCAGCUGAAGCAAGGUACAAUGUCAGUAGCGGAGUAUGAAGCGAAAUUUACCGAACUAGCCCGUUACGCUCCUCAUAUGGUUGAUACGGAUUACAAGAAGGCAAGGAAAUUUGAGGGUGGCCUACAUGUUGAGGUACUUGACAAGUCUAUAACUACACCUGAACCAGAAAGUAAGAAAUUCAAGAAACAGAAAGUAGAAACAGUUAGUGAAUCCAUGGGCUCCGUGAAUGAAAAUUUGACUUCAAAGUUUAGUGACAACACAAAAAGGGAAAGUGGUGGCAGUAUAGGUGUUCCUACUUGUAAGGAAUGUGGGAAGCAACAUUGGGGUAUUUGUCGCCGUGGAACUGGAGUCUGUUUCAAAUGUGGACAAAAAGGACAUAUAGCUAAAGCUUGCCCACAAGUUUAUGUAAGAAAUGAAGGACCCAUUGCUAGUGGAGUUAACUCAACAAUGACACCAAAGACAAACGUAACAUCUGCUCCUGAGGGGAAUACAUUGAGGCAAGGAAGGGUUUUCACCCUAGUUUCAGAAAAGACACAGAAUACUGGAAAAGCGAAUACAGGUCAAGAGGCGAAGACUGUGCAACCGGUUUUGGAAACCCACUCUCUUUGGACUAUUAGUGUUUUGUUUUCGCUUCCGCAAGCCCUGGUUAUGUAUGUUUGUACAGAAAGGCCUGUGUCCACAGUGCCAGUGACAGAGCUCCAAAACAACACGUCAAUGGCGUCGAUUAUUCGGCGGAAGCUUCACAACUACAAGCCCUCCAAUCCCCAACUACGGUUGUUCUCUGCAUCGCCGCCGCGGAAAAGUAAUCGAAGGAUAGAGAAGAUACUGGUUGCGAACAGAGGCGAAAUAGCUUGUAGAAUCACUCGGACUGCCAAAAGAUUAGGGAUUCGAACUGUCGCCGUCUACAGCGACGCCGAUACUCACAGCCUCCACGUGAAAUCCGCCGACGAAGCGGUUCGAAUCGGUCCUCCUUCGGCUCGAUCGAGUUAUCUCAACGCUUCGUCCAUUAUUGAAGCUGCAAUUCGUACUGGUGCCCAGGCUAUCCACCCGGGCUAUGGUUUCUUAUCAGAAAGUGCCGAGUUUGCUCAACUUUGUGAAGAUGAGGGUUUUACAUUUAUUGGGCCUCCAGCAUCUGCUAUCAGGGACAUGGGUGAUAAAAGUGCAUCAAAGAGGAUAAUGGGUGCAGCAGGGGUGCCACUUGUGCCUGGAUAUCAUGGUGAAGAACAAGAUAUUGACCUUAUGAAGUCUGAAGCAGACAAGAUUGGAUAUCCUAUUUUGAUAAAGCCAACUCAUGGAGGUGGAGGGAAGGGUAUGAGGAUUGUGCAAAGUCCAAAUGAAUUUGUUGACUCAUUCUUGGGGGCACAACGUGAGGCUGCUGCUUCUUUUGGCAUAAAUACAAUCUUGCUAGAGAAAUAUAUCACACAGCCAAGACACAUAGAAGUCCAGGUAUUUGGGGACAAACAUGGCAACAUCUUACAUUUAUACGAAAGAGACUGCAGUGUGCAGAGAAGACAUCAGAAAAUAAUUGAAGAAGCUCCAGCUCCAAAUGUCCUGAAUGACUUUCGCUCUCAUGUGGGUCAUGCUGCUGUAUCUGCGGCCAAGGCAGUUGGCUAUCACAAUGCUGGCACUGUGGAGUUUAUAGUCGAUACAUCCUCAGGACAAUUUUAUUUUAUGGAGAUGAACACCCGUCUUCAGGUUGAGCAUCCUGUGACUGAGAUGAUUAUUGGCCAAGAUCUCGUGGAGUGGCAAAUACGUGUUGCAAAUGGAGAGCCUCUUCCCAUGAACCAAUCACAAGUGCCCUUGUCAGGUCAUGCUUUUGAAGCCCGAAUAUAUGCUGAAAAUGUCCCAAAAGGAUUUCUUCCUGCAACAGGGGUUCUUCACCAUUAUCGGCCUGUUCCAAUUUCGUCAACAGUUCGGAUUGAAACUGGUGUUGAACAAGGGGACACUGUGAGCAUGCAUUAUGAUCCUAUGAUUGCCAAGCUUGUGGUAUGGGGAGAGAAUCGUGCUGCAGCAUUAGUUAAACUGAAGGACUGCUUGUCAAAGUUUCAGGUUGCAGGUUUGCCAACUAAUAUAAAAUUUCUCUCGAGACUUGCUAACCAUCAGGCUUUUGAAAACGGUGAAGUGGAAACCCAUUUUAUUGAGCACUUUCGAGAUGACUUGUUUUUUGAUCCCAGUAAUCCAGAAUUGGCACAAAAAGCACAUAAUGCUGCUACAUUCAGUGCAUUCAUGGUUGCUGCAUGUAUAUGUGAAAAGGAACACCGAUCUUUGAAAGAGAGGCCCCCUGGGGGUCUCUCAGUAUGGUAUGCUCAUCCCCCUUUCAGAGUCCAUCAUCGUGCUAGGCAUACAAUGGAACUUGAGUGGGUCAAUGAGAACGAUAGUAGUGGUUCAAAGCUUUUGACACUUUCCAUAACUUAUCAGCCACAUGGGAACUAUCACAUUGAGACAGGAGAAAGUAAUUCACCAGGUUUGGAAGUCCAAGUAACACAACUGGGUGACCGUGAUUUUAGAGUUGAAGCUGAUGGUGUAAGCAUGGAUGUUAGUCUAGCUGUUUUUUUCAAGGAUCGGAACAAGCAUAUUCAUAUAUGGCAUGGUUCACACCAUCAUUGCUUCAAACAAAAAAUGGGACUUGAACUGUCUGAUGAUGAUGAAACCCAACACAAGCCAACCUUCGAUACAGCUUCCCACCCUCCAGGGACCAUGGUGGCUCCCAUGGCUGGUUUAGUGGUUAAAGUUCUGGUAAAGAAUGGGACAAAGGUUGAAGAAGGGCAACCCAUAUUAGUCUUAGAAGCAAUGAAGAUGGAGCAUGUUGUGAAGGCACCAACUGCUGGGUGUAUCCACGGGCUUCAAGUUGCAGCAGGCCAACAGGUUUCUGACAGCAGUGUUCUUUUUCACGUCAAGGAUGAAUGAACGUGUGUUGACUUCAUGACAAGUCUUGCUAAGAUGGACUCAAUAUGAGUUUGCGCUGUAACUGCAAUGUGAGUCGUCUCAACUGUAAAUUGCAGAGGCUGUCAGGAAAAAAAAAAUGAUUCAUGAUGGAUGCAAUGGCCAUAUGUUAUUUAUUUUCCUCAUUUAAAUGAAGCCUUCUAACAUUUUCGGGAUGUAACAUAAUAAAUCUCUUUGCAGAUUACUAUUCGAUCUAAAAAAUAUAGAUUCCUUUCUACUAGUCAUAUCUGCCUUGGGUUAAGAAUAAUAUUGAUCAAUUGGGUCAAAAAGGAGGAGAAAGGAAAAAAAAAUGAGUAGGAUUGGUGUUUUGAUGCUUACAUUGAAUUUGCUCACUAUUAUGUAUCAGUUACUAUCCUCGUC
Messenger RNA from Camellia sinensis, 3795 nucleotides. Lineage: Eukaryota; Viridiplantae; Streptophyta; Magnoliopsida; Ericales; Theaceae. The record is from RefSeq and is a predicted model, not a curated record.